GUGACAUCAGUAGGUCAUCCGCAGAAUAGAAUCGAGCCAGUGACACAUUUGACAGGGUUUUUCCUUAUAGUUAUGGCCGAGUAUGUGUAGCGGAUGGACAGUCCUAUAACUAUUGCGGAUGAUUGACAGGGGUUCCUUAACGGUUGCAUGAAGAUUCUUUGAGAUACACUUAUAACCUCAGGUAGAAAUAUGGAUGAACGUGCCAACUUAAUGAAUAUGAUGAAACUUAGUAUAAAAUCAUUAAUCCAGUCAGCUCUUAAUCUUGGUAGAAGUUUGGAUUCUGAAUACCCACCUCUUCAACAGUUCUUUGUUAUUAUUGAACACUGUCUCAAACAUGGACUAAAAGUCAAGAAAAGUUUUAUUGGGCAGAAUAAAUCAUUCUAUGGCCCAUUGGAACUGGUUGAGAAACUUUGUCCUGAAUCAUCUGAUUUGUUUGCCAAUAUUAAAAAUCUUCCAGAACUAAAGACACAUGUAGGUAGAGGAAGAGCCUGGCUUCACCUUGCAUUGAUGCAAAAAAAGUUAGCAGAUUACUUACAAGUUUUAAUAGACCAUAAGGAUCUGUUAAGUGAGUUUUAUGAACAGGAUGCUCUUAUGAUGGAGGAAGAAGGAGCUGUGAUUGUUGGAUUGCUAGUGGGACUUAACAUGAUUGAUGCCAAUCUUUGUCUGAAAGGAGAAGACCUGGAUUGUCAGGUUGGAGUAAUUGACUUUUCUUUCUAUCUUAAGGAUACACAGCAAAAUGAUAAUGAAAAACACACAGAUGACAUUGCAGCUAUCCUUGAUCAAAAGCAUUAUGUGGAGGAACUCAACAGGCACUUAAGCUGCACAGUGGGAGACUUGCAGUCAAAAAUUGAUUGUUUGGAGAAGACUAAUUCAAAGAUAAAUGAAGAGCUUAUUGCUGCAAAGGAUCGACUUGUUUCACUACAAGAGGAACAUGAUCACUUGUUAAAAGAGACUGCACAAAUACUGGAAAAAAGUGAAAAAAGUGUAGAGGUGAAUAAACAAGAUGCAAAAGUUGAGUUGGAAACAUAUAAACAGUCACGGCAAGGGUUGAAUGAGUUGUAUAAUGAGGUUUGGAAGCAACUUAAAGUUGAAAAGCAAAAUCGAAUGGAAAUGGAAAAAGAACUGGAACUGCAGGUUGGAAUGAAAGCAGAAAUGGAAAUAGCGAUGAAACUGCUGGAGAAAGAUAUCCACGAAAAACAAGAUACUCUAGUAGUUCUGCGACAACAGCUGGAUGAUGUAAAAGCCAUUAAUCUACAGAUGUGCCAAAAAGUCCAGGAUGCAGAAACUGCUUUGUGUAAGAAAAAUGAAGUUGUAACAUCUCUUCAAGCCAUAUCUGAUCAGAUGACAUCUGCUGCAAAGCAAAUGGAAGAAAGAAUGCAGAAAGCUGAAAAGGCUAGACAGUCAUCUGAAGAUAAGUAUAAUAAGAUGAAGAUGGAAUUUGCAGUCAAGACUGAAUCCUUUCAGCAAGAACUUGAGCAAGUGAGAGCACGAUGCUCAGUUUUAGAACUAGAUUUGAAGUCUGAAAGAGAGAAACACUUUAACCUUCAAGAAGAGCUUCAGAAAGAGAAAAGUAUGUCUUCUUCUCUUCAAAGCGAACUGCAACAACUAUCAAAAUUAAAGAAGGAUUUUGAGAAGUUGCAGCUUGAGAAGAAUCAAUUACAUAAGCUUUGCGAUGAACAGGAGCAGGCUCUGCAAGAAAUGGGCUUGCAUCUAAGCCAGUCAAAAUUAAAGAUGGAAGAUAUCAAAGAAGUAAAUAAAGCACUCAAGGGACACACCUGGCUAAAGGAUGACGAAGCAACCGGGUGCAAACAAUGCAAUAAAGAAUUCUCGAUUUCCAGAAGAAAGCAUCAUUGCAGGAACUGUGGAGACAUCUUUUGCAACACCUGUUCAAGCAACGAACUUUCACUGCCAUCAUACCCAAAACCUGUCCGUGUAUGUGAUACGUGCCAUAACUUACUGCUACAGAGAUGUUCCUCAAACUCUUCAUAAGAUUGCUCUAAAUUCUAUUGAAAGCUGGAUUUUUUUCAUACAGUAAAAUAAGCCAAUCCAUUUUCUAAUUUUUCAUGAAACUCUAUGCUUGGUGGGGAUAUAUAUGUGUAUUUUUGGGUAACACUUUCAUAUAUAUAUAUACACACACAAACAGAGUGAAACUAAUUUUAGUCAUCAUUAAUGUGCGUUUCUACUACGACAUUUUCAGCCUGAAGCAUUCUGUACAUGUUUGUACUAAAAAUGUAUGAUUUCUGAUCUUCUGUAACACAUCAUUGUGGUCUAUUCACCAAAGAGAGAGCUGGCAGAAGAGUUGUACUUUCAAAUUCAUUAUGAAUGCCAAUACUGGUAGGUUUCUCUAGAAAGGAGGACAGAGUUGACACUUGGUAAUGCAUGAUUUAAUAGGUGGGAAUAUUUUGGAGAAAUCUAUUUAAGUAUCUAAGUAAGCUACGCCCUUCCUGUAGGAGAAGCUUAUUGGUGAUGUCAUAGAGUUGAAACUAGAACUCUGCUGCAAACUAUCAGUGUAGUGAAAUAAAACAACUUAUUUUUGUGGCAAAUCUUGAAAUUCAUAUCACUUGAACUGUAUUGAUAAAAUGUCUAAACUGUGCCUUUGUUUAAGAUUUUACAUCAGAAACUUACAAAUAGUAACACAUAUCAUAUUUGUUUAACUUGUAAUUGUUUAUACUUUCUGGUAAAAGAAAAUAAAUUCUUUUGAAUACAAAAAUAAA
This is a messenger RNA of Spea bombifrons (plains spadefoot toad), 2714 nucleotides long. It is a transcript of the gene RUFY1, whose product is annotated as RUN and FYVE domain containing 1. The record is from RefSeq and is a predicted model, not a curated record. Gene Ontology annotation, biological process: protein transport; regulation of endocytosis. The transcript is spliced from 19 exons. The coding region runs from base 190 to 1989 and encodes 599 amino acids. Gene Ontology annotation, cellular component: cytoplasm. Lineage: Eukaryota; Metazoa; Chordata; Amphibia; Anura; Pelobatidae. Gene Ontology annotation, molecular function: metal ion binding.